This is a messenger RNA of Mugil cephalus (flathead mullet), 2918 nucleotides long. It is a transcript of the gene klhl31, whose product is annotated as kelch-like family member 31. Gene Ontology annotation, biological process: negative regulation of protein phosphorylation. The coding region runs from base 131 to 2038 and encodes 635 amino acids. Gene Ontology annotation, cellular component: cytoplasm; nucleus. The record is from RefSeq and is a predicted model, not a curated record. Gene Ontology annotation, molecular function: protein binding. NCBI's taxonomy places the organism in Eukaryota, Metazoa, Chordata, Actinopteri, Mugiliformes, Mugilidae. The transcript is spliced from 3 exons.
GCAUGUCUCUUUCAGCAGGGGUGACGGCCGGUCUCUCUCUCCUGCUCCAGUAACUGGAGGCACAAGUUCCUUCUUCACCAGCCUCUUCUUCAGUACUCAGAAGGUCUGGGUGUGUACUGCUGCAACAGCCAUGGCACCCAAAAAGAACAAGACGGCCAAAAAGAGUAAAGGAGACAUAAAUGAUAUGACCAUAAUGGUGGAGAACAGCCCCGUCAGCAAGAUUAACGGGUUAAACACUCUGUUGGAAGGAGGAAAUGGCUUCAGCUGCAUUUCAACUGAAGUCACUGAUUCUGUGUAUGCCCCAAACCUCCUGGAGGGUUUGAGCACCAUGAGAAACGACAGCUUCCUCUGCGAUCUGACAGUCUCCACCAAAUCAAAGUCAUUUGAUGUCCACAAGGUUGUCAUGGCCUCCUGCAGUGAGUACAUUAGAAAAAUCUUGAAGAAGGACUCAACCCUCCAGAAGAUCGAGCUGAAUGAGCUGUCACCAGUCGGCCUCGCCACUGCAAUUACGUACGCAUAUUCAGGAAAGCUCACCCUGUCGCUCUACAGCAUCGGUAGCACCAUCGCCGCGGCCAUGUUGCUGCAGAUCGGCACUUUGGUGAAGAUGUGCAGUGAUUUCCUCAUGCAGGAGCUCAGCGUGGAGAAUUGCAUGUAUGUGGCCAACAUCGCCGACACCUACGACCUCAAAGAUACCAAGGAAGCCGCUCAGAAGUUCAUGCGGGAGAACUUCAUUGAGUUUUCUGAGAUGGAGCAGUUCCUGAAGCUCACUUAUGAGCAGAUCUCCGAAUUCCUCACCGAUGACUCCCUGCAGCUCCCCUCCGAGGUCACAGCCUUCCAGAUCGCCAUGAAAUGGUUGGACUAUGACGAGAAGAGACUAAAGUACGCAGCAGAUCUUCUAACUCACAUCCGCUUCGGCACUAUCUCCGCCCAAGACCUGGUGAACCACGUCCAGAGCACGCCUAGAAUGAUGCAAGACCCCGAGUGCCAUCGUCUCCUUGUGGAUGCUAUGAACUACCAUCUGCUGCCAUAUCAACAGAACAUCCUCCAGUCACGCAGAACAAAGGUACGCGGUGGCCUCAAGGUGAUUCUCACAGUUGGCGGACGCCCCGCCCUGACAGAGAAAUCUCUCAGCAAAGAUGUUCUCUACAGAGAUGUGGACAACGUGUGGAAUAAGCUGACAGAGAUGCCAGCAAAAAGCUUCAAUCAGUGUGUGGCUGUCCUGGAUGGCUUCCUGUAUGUGGCAGGUGGUGAGGACCAGAAUGAUGCGAGAAACCAGGCUAAACAUGCUGUUAGCAACUUCUGCAGGUACGACCCCCGCUUCAACACUUGGAUUCACUUGAGCAACAUGAUCCAGAGGCGCACCCACUUUAGCCUCAACAUCUUCAACGGCCUCUUGUUUGCUGUCGGAGGCCGAAACGCUGAUGGCGUUCAGGCCUCUGUGGAGUGCUACGUGCCCUCCUCCAACCAGUGGCAGAUGAAGGCCCCCAUGGAGGUGCCCCGCUGCUGCCAUGGCAGCUCCGUCAUCGACGGCAAGAUCCUUGUAUCAGGAGGUUACAUCAAUAACGCCUACUCCAGGGCUGUUUGCAGCUAUGACCCCUCCACCGACACCUGGCAGGAUAAGAGCAGUCUGAGCACACCUCGAGGCUGGCACUGCGCCGCCACCGUGGGAGACCGGGCCUACGUCAUUGGCGGCAGCCAGCUGGGAGGUCGCGGGGAGAGGGUGGAUGUCCUCGCUGUCGAAUCUUACAACCCCCACAACGGGCAGUGGAGCUACUGCACGCCCCUCCACACGGGGGUGAGCACAGCCGGUAUUUCCAUUUUGAACAACAAGGUCUAUCUCCUCGGGGGCUGGAACGAGGGCGAGAAGAAGUACAAGAAAUGCAUUCAGGUUUACAACCCUGACCUCAAUGAAUGGACUGAGGAUGAUGAGCUGCCAGAAGCUACGGUCGGCAUUUCGUGUUGUGUCGUCACCAUACCCACAAGGAAAACACGAGAAUCCAGAGCCAGUUCAGUUUCAUCAGCACCAGUCAGUAUAUAAGGGUUUAGAUAACUACAGCAAUGCAGUUUACAUGUCUACAGGUCUCCAGCUUGUCUGUUGCAUUAUCUUGGUUCCAAACUCUUCGUACUCAGUGCUCAUCAACUUGCUUAUUAACAAAUUAUGAUGAUAUUAAGUUUGGGAACACAAUCUUCUAAAAUAUUUUUCAUUAAUUUGAAACUAAUUAAAAUCAAAGACAAUUCAAAAGCCAUGAAACAGUCUUUUUUGACUUAAUAAUUAACAUAUAUGGCGUCAUUUGGGCCAAACUAAACAUGGCAAAUAACCGAUGUUAUCAUUUUUUUAGGCAAAAUUCCUUCUGGGGCCAAUUCAGCUAGGACAAUUUCCUUAACAACUGUUCUAUAGGAAAUAAAAUGUUAUUUAAAACUCUAAUGAAAGGUGCAAAAAAAAAAAAAAAGCUAAAUGAAUGUUUUUAGCAAUACUGGGUUUUGUGACAGUACUGUUUGUGGUGACGAAAGCUACUGUGAUACUCAAAUACUUGAAUGGAAUAAGAAGCUGGGCUAAGUGUUGGCGUCGCCUGCCGGGAGUAGGUGCCUCUGAUUAGUGUUCAAACGCACCACGCCGUACACACUACAGUCUCUUUAUGUGCGAGACAUGUGUAGUCUUGCACUUUAUGUUGUGUGCGACUGCCAUAAACACUAUCAGUGAGAAGAAAUCUGUGUUGGGGUCAAGGAGGUCGAAAGGGUUUGGAUGUGACAGUAAUAAACCAUUUUGUAAAAAAAUAAAUAAAAAUAUAACUUGGGAAUGGCAUUCAGAGCCUGGGCUCUCCUGGAAGUCAGUACUGAUGAAUUCCUUGACUGCUCAUGUCAUUUUUUUUUUUUUUGUUUUGUUUUGUUUUUAAAUUAAAGAGAUGAUGUAUAAGCUA